This is a messenger RNA of Klebsormidium nitens, 1877 nucleotides long. NCBI's taxonomy places the organism in Eukaryota, Viridiplantae, Streptophyta, Klebsormidiophyceae, Klebsormidiales, Klebsormidiaceae. The record is from the annotation of a GenBank genome assembly.
UUUCUGUCACGUCGCAUACCGAGUGGGACAGAAUUCUGAAUAGAACUGACCUCCACACGCAGGAGCUGGCAAUUUGUAGAAGGUGGCAGGGAAUUGAUUGAUCAGGCAGAGGAGAAAGCGCUGGGCACUCCUCCUUUCUUGCAGCAGAGAUGAGCAGCUCGGAUGCCCCAAGCAGAAGCAGGAGAUCUCAGCAGUUGCCGGUGGAGGUACUGGCGCGGGUGUUGUCGCUCUUACGAGAUGCCGAGUCCUUCAUCCGGUGUAUGGCGGUCAGCCGGGAGUGGCACCAGGCGGCCAAGCAUGUGGACUGCCUUUUCUUCGAUGGCUACCAGUACAGGGACAGGCUCUCCGGACAGGAUGCGGAGGCAAUGAUCACAAAGACGAUAAUGUCAACGACGCGACUGCGUUCGCUGUCAGUCAUGCACGACGACCCCGACAAGUGGCUCUCAGACUCGACCGUGAUUGCCUGGAUCAUCCACACACGCGCCACACUGCGCGAGCUGCUGAUUUCAAACAGUCGGGAGGGCAACAACAAGAUUCACCGCCACCAUCCAACGCUGUUCCGUGCCCUUUACGAGCAGCUGCGCAACAGCAUGGUUGAAAAGCUGGGGCUCGACUAUGUCAUCAUCCCGCCCAGCAUCCCCCCGGCCUUGCUCCCUAACCUGCACAGCCUCCGCUUGUACGACGUGCGCAUCGCAUCGGCGACCCUGACGGCGUUCAUCGCCGGCUGCUCUGCACUCGAGCUGCUGCGCCUGAUCGACCUGCGCGACUGCGAGUCUGUGGACCUGCAUUGCCCCAGCCUCAAGGAGUUUGUGGUGGAAGAGACGGCGGCCGUUGGCAGCAUACGGCUCGACUGUCCCCGGCUCAAAAGGUUGCUUCUCCGUGACGUGGGCGGCAUUGCAUCCUUGACUGUGGAGGACGGGAGUAAGCUCAAGAAGGUGGAGAUCUUCACGGAGGACUGCAAGCCGACGAUCGACAUCCGGCACGCCGCGAGCAUUCAGCACGCCCAUCUGCUAUACAAGGGCGACUCAUGGACGCACCUGGCGGAGUUCGUGGGGGGGAUGGGGUGCCUGCGCGAGCUGGGGGUGUGCAUCCAGGACGACGACAACCCCCCCCCGGUAGACUUAGAAGACUUUGCGUUACUGUGCCCCGGGCUGCGAACCCUGGGCAUUGGGCCCGAAUUGUGGGAGCGCCUCGCGCAGGGGGACUUCCGGCGGGGGCGCUCGCGCUGGCACGACCUGUCCCAGCUGAGUAUCGACACCUUGCGCGUGGAUUGCGUGGUGUCACUGCUCAGCGCCGUUUUGGAGCGGUGCCCUUCGCUCGAGACACUCAAUCUGGGGCCGCGAGCUCCAGAAGACUCGUGGGAAGAUGCGGUGUCAAGUUUCACGACGUCGCUCAUAACCAUCGCGCAAAAGUACCCAGCGGUCAAAGUUGAAGUCGAUUUUGACCACUCCUACACGAUCGUCCCGUUCUGAAAGCUGCCUUAAGCGCGAAAGGUAUGGUGUUAGGGUUUCAGGCCUGCGGUCUUGUGUCUGCGCCUUGUCUAAGCGGUCGAUUAGUAGAAGGUGAAGAAGGAUCCCCUCCAGAAGCAGCUCUGCUUUUAGCGCAGUCACCAUACAGUUGUCGCUAGAGUAGUAGAAUGCAAAAUGCAAAGACGAAUGAAAAGACGCGCCCAAGUUACGGUGUUCGUUCUUGGCUCCCAAUAGCAGCUAAUAAGACAGCUGGCAAGCUUUGCGACGAAGGCUGCUCGCUAGUUGAUUUCAUAAGCAGUUUUGAUGUGGCCGGUUGUCGGCAUCUAAACUCAUUAUUAGAAAUAAGCUGCCAGGUAAAGCUGAAUGCCGAAAUACGCCUAUGAGCCUAGAGCCAAUUGCUCAGUGACG